Caenorhabditis elegans is the source of this 1657-nucleotide messenger RNA. RefSeq names its product Homolog of Hedgehog AcylTransferase (gene hhat-2). The record is from RefSeq and is marked reviewed. Gene Ontology annotation, cellular component: membrane. The coding region runs from base 43 to 1617 and encodes 524 amino acids. The transcript has 5 exons. NCBI's taxonomy places the organism in Eukaryota, Metazoa, Nematoda, Chromadorea, Rhabditida, Rhabditidae.
UUCCCUAUUCAGAAUGCCCCUAUCACCACUUUACAAUACGAAAUGACCGUCUCUUCCCCGUCUCCUUCAAUUCCUGGUCCACUACCCAAAGCUGAAAGGGCUUUAGCGUGGUCUGUCUGGAUAUUUCACUCGCUUUUUGCAUUUGUAAUAGCAUAUUGGGUCUCGAAUGGAAAAGCAAAGGGAUGGAUUAAACAUUGGAUGCAGGAUAGUUGCUAUGUCUCCGGUGCAAAAAUGGAUUUAUCCGAUGCGGAAUGGGCUUAUUAUCGGCAAACCGUGUGGCAUCUUCUUCUCGAUUAUUCGGCCCAUAGCUUAGGAAUAUUCAUCUCAAAACGAUUUCUUCCAUGUUCCACGAUCUCAAAUUAUGCCUUUAUCGCCAUCGGUUUCUUGCUCCAAAUUCACAUGAGCAGUUUCCAAUGCAUUUUCGUCCUCUACUCAUUCUCGGUGCUCGUCAUCGUUGCCACGUGGCUCACAGGCGGCUCCAAAUGGACUCCGUGGCUCCUGUGCAUCGUCUUCAUCGUCCGAGCCACACAAAUCGUCCCAUUCUCGUCUGGAACUCACAUUUUCUAUCGAGAAUUCAACAUUUAUCUGUACGGAUCUAUUAAAAUACUCAAUUUGGCCCUUUUUCUAUGCGAUCUGAAACCUGGAAAAUCAGAUUUUUCAAAGAUUAUGGCAGAUAGCCUGAUCUAUUUCUCCUAUCUCCCCUACUCCAUGACACUUAUUGUACGAUUUGAGGAUUUUAUUCAGCAAUUCGAGACGUGGCAAAAGACAACUGAAAUUUGCUGGAAUUCUGUGAAAUGUGCACUUUGGUUUGGUUUUCGACUGGUUUUUUGGUUUGGAUUUAUCGAAUUGAUUUUGCAUUUUAUACAUGUUCAGGCACUUUUCAAUUCACCAGAUUCCCUAGUUAAUAGUCUAAAUUCUUAUGAAGUUUCUGCAAUUGCCUACGUGGCUGGCCAACUAUUCCAUGUGAAAUACGUGGUCAUUUUCGGAGUUCCUGCAUUUUUCGCGGCUCUGGAUGGUUUUCGACCUCCGCCACCACCUAUCUGCAUUUCCAGAGUGUCGCUUUAUUCCAGAAUGUGGAGAUUUUUCGAUAAUGGACUCUAUCAAUUCUUAAAGUAUCAGGUCUAUAUCCCAGCUAUGCGAAAACCGUUGCCUCUAUUUUGGUCCAUUUUGAGAAGUCUUGGGGCUCUGUGUGCAGUUUUUGGUGUUGUUCUAGCUUGGCAUGGAACUCGAAGGCACUUCAUCUUUUGGGUAACAUUAUCAGCAACCGAAUUGAUAGUAGAGCGGAUAGGAUGGCAAAUUUGGAAAAUUCCCAAGGUUCAGCGAAUCAGGAAACGUCUCGGGGAACACUGCUGCAGAAGAAUUAUGGCAACACUCAUGCUUCUCACUGUAACACCAGGAAUUUUCGGAGUUUUCUUCUUUCUUGGACAGGAAGGUGUUGGCGAGACGAUAUCUCAAAACGUGGUCGUGCAAGGAGUAUUAGAUGUAUUUUCAAUUAAUAUAAGUAUUUUCCCAUUAACUGCCGGGUUUGCAUUUCUGCAUAUUUUGACUCUGGGUUAUUUCUUUAAUAAUGUUUGCCUCGAUCUUGAAUUCUACCAAAAACACAAGAAAAUGGUUUAAAACUUGUAUUGUUUGACAAAUAAAGAAAUUAUUUUUGAAA